UUAGUGAAUUAUUUUGGAUUGACUCAUGGCGAAAUUACUUAGAGGGAAACUGAGUCUAGAGUUUAAGCUUACUGGAAAAUAUAUGGUCACAAUUGGACUACUGAUGGCCCUCAUUUUGGCAAGAUGUAGUGCACUCGAUAGUUCUAUGGGUAAAACUAACGGUUUAUUAAUAGUGAGAACAGGCCAAACUGGAUUAAGGAUACAGACUAAUGCUCCUGUGCUUACUCAGAACCAAAGCAGUGAGGAAGAGGAUGUCGCUGUAUUAGAAUCAGGUAUAAUCGGAAUUAUAUGGGAUGCAAUUAUGUGGCUUUUGACGAUCAUUUGGAAGGUAUGGCAUAAGUUGUUAUGUUAAAUCUGAUAAUUCAUUGGAACUUGUAUGACUCGGUGAGAAAAUUUGGGCGAUCAUUUUGAUAAUCCCAUGGUGGUUGGUGCUAAAAAUUACACUUGUACUCCUCGUCGUUGCUCUUAUAACUAUAGUUGUGGGGUAUUUCGUUAUGAGAAUUUGGCUAAAGCACAGGCAGUCUACGAAUUUUAAUUACAAUAUUUUUGAUGACCCAGAACUAUCAGCAAUGGAUAAAUUAUCAUUAAGAAAUCUGGUCAUGGAAAUUCCUUCUAGUUUGAAUAAAUUGAUAUCCUCUUGUAAAGGAUCAGCCCAGCUUAACGGACUGCAGGUUAUUUUUAAUCAGGCCCCAGGAAGAACACUCGCUGUUAGGCUGAACUCCUCAAUCGGACAAUGCAGACAUUACAAACAUUUUGAGAUAGAUUUAGUAGAAAAUUCAGAUGAUUCUGCUGUGUAUAUCGGCUUAUGAGAGAAGCAAAACUUUGAUAAUGACAAGUUUCCAGAGAUUACUGAUACAACUGUAAUUUUUGAUGGAGCCACUGGCUAUGUCCAGGUCGGACAGAAAAAUAAAUAAAUUUAACUACCAGAUGAAAUAUUUCGCAGAUGUAGGAGGCCUCCUCUUAUACAAAGACUUUGAAGAUUCUGAAGAUAGAUAAGAGGUAGUUCCUACAAAUAACGGAACUCUUUAUCAUAACCUUGAAAUGCCUGAUGAAAUUCAGUCACGAAAGACUUUUCUGAGCAAGCAUUAUAAGAACUAAAAGAAAUCGAAGACCAAAGCGGUGGACAAGAAGGAGGAUAAAGAGAAAAAGAGGAAGAAGGAAAUGAUAAAGCAUAAGUUGUUCAUACCAAAUCAUAAAGUGCUUUAUCCUUUUAUUGCUUGAGAUGGGUCAUGCACCUUCGAUGUAAAUUUUGGAAGACAAGUUUACCAUUGUAAUCAUGAAGAGUUUGAAAAAGGAUUAAUGCAGUAAAUAUUCAAAAUUAAAUUAUCC
Molecule: messenger RNA, 1329 nt
Organism: Moneuplotes crassus
Lineage: Eukaryota; Ciliophora; Spirotrichea; Euplotida; Euplotidae
Source: the annotation of a GenBank genome assembly